Messenger RNA from Colletotrichum phormii, 446 nucleotides. RefSeq lists its product as uncharacterized. NCBI's taxonomy places the organism in Eukaryota, Fungi, Ascomycota, Sordariomycetes, Glomerellales, Glomerellaceae. Bases 162 to 407 code for a protein of 81 amino acids. The transcript is spliced from 5 exons. The record is from RefSeq and is a predicted model, not a curated record.
UCUUCAGGUCUUGCUUCUCUUCCCUUCUUCCUUUUCUUCCUCGCUCACUCUUCCUCACACUCCCUCUUUCUCUCCAGCUCAGCUCAUCUCAACCUUUUCAUCAUCGUCUCAUUCUCGCCUCCGUCGCACGGAUUAUUUGCGAUUCCACUGUCUUCCUCGCCAUGGCCUCCUCUCCCGCGUCCGAAAUUGACGUGCCCGGCAUGAAGCGCUGGUACAGCAGCAACACCCAGACACAGGAAAACUCAUUCGAUGCAUCCGACAUGGAGCAUCAGGACGCUAUUGCGAACAAUUCGGUUGACUCUGUCAAUGACAAUCAGACGCAGGACAAUGCUACCUCGGCCAAGGUCGGAGACUCUGUUUCCCAGAGUCAGCAAGAGUGGAAGUGUGAAGCCGGGACUCAGGUAUAGUUUCUGCUUUCUGAAAUACGUUCGUAUGUCAGGCUUCUA